Messenger RNA from Hansenula anomala, 1662 nucleotides. It is a transcript of the gene MLS1, whose product is annotated as malate synthase MLS1. The transcript has a single exon. The coding region runs from base 1 to 1662 and encodes 553 amino acids. The record is from RefSeq and is a predicted model, not a curated record. Gene Ontology annotation, cellular component: cytoplasm; peroxisomal matrix. Gene Ontology annotation, biological process: glyoxylate cycle. Gene Ontology annotation, molecular function: malate synthase activity. NCBI's taxonomy places the organism in Eukaryota, Fungi, Ascomycota, Saccharomycetes, Phaffomycetales, Wickerhamomycetaceae.
AUGGUUCGCAAAACUCUAGACAAUGUCCAGCUCCUAGGCAAGCUAGACUCCUCUCCAAAGUACCCUUCAAACACUACACCUCAGCACCUAUUAACCAAAAGUGCCUUGGAAUUCAUCACUCUGCUACACCGUACUUUCAACCCAACCAGAUUACAACUACUAUCCAACAGAGAAAAAGUUCAACAACACUUAGACAAUGGUGGCGAACUCACUUUCCUUCAAGAGACUCAACAAAUUAGAAAUGAUCCAACAUGGACUGGUCCUCCUUUAGCUCCUGGUUUAAUUGCAAGAAACACCGAGAUCACAGGCCCUCCUUCUUCAAGAUCAAUGUUGGUUAAUGCUCUAAACUCUGAUGUCAAGACCUAUAUGACCGAUUUAGAAGAUUCUGCUUCUCCAACUUGGGAAAAUGUCAUUUAUGGUCAAUUGAACCUGUAUGAUGCCAUUAGAGGUCAAGUUGACUUCACAAAUGAACAAACUGGUAAGACUUAUAAAGUCAACAAGGAAAAAACCACCCCAACUUUGAUCCUAAGACCAAGAGGUUGGCAUAUGGUUGAUAAUCACAUCUUGGUGGAUAAUGAACCCAUCUCUGCUUCUUUAUUUGAUUUUGGGUUAUAUUUUUUCCACAAUUGUCAUGAAUUGAUAAAAUUGGGUCAUGGUCCUUACUUCUAUUUACCCAAGAUGGAACAUCACCUAGAGGCUAGAUUAUGGAAUGAUGUGUUUAACGUUGCUCAAGACUAUAUGGGUAUCACAAGGGGUACAAUCAGAGCCACUGUUCUUAUUGAAACCCUACCAGCCGCUUUCCAAAUGGAGGAAAUCAUCUGGGAAUUGAGACAACACUCCUCAGGUUUAAACUGUGGUCGUUGGGAUUACAUCUUUUCCACAAUCAAAAGAUUAAGAAACGACCCAUCCCAUGUCUUGCCAGAUAGAGACCAAGUCACAAUGACUUCACCAUUCAUGAAUGCCUACGUUGAGCAACUCAUCAAGAUUUGUCACUCGAGAAAAGUCCACGCAAUGGGUGGGAUGGCUGCUCAUAUCCCCAUCAAGAAUGACAUCCAGGCUAAUAACGCUGCAAUGGCCAAAGUGCAAAAUGACAAGAUUAGAGAAUUGACAAAAGGUCAUGAUGGGUCCUGGGUCGCACAUCCAGCGUUGGCACCCAUUUGUAACGAGGUUUUCCAGGAAAUGGGCACUCCUAACCAGAUCCAUUUCAUCCCUGAUUAUAAAACAAAUGCUGAGGAUUUAACAAACACCAAGAUUGACAAUGCAAGAAUCACGGAAAAUGGGAUAAGAAUCAAUUUAUACAUUGGGUUAUCAUACAUGGAGGCCUGGCUCAGAGGGUCUGGUUGUGUCCCGAUAAAUAACCUGAUGGAGGAUGCUGCCACUGCUGAAGUUUCAAGAUCUCAAUUGUAUCAAUGGGUUAAACAUGGUGUGGUUUUGGAUGACACGGGGGAGAAGGUUACACCUGAAUUGACAACAAGAUUGUUGAAAGAGGAGACUGCUAAAUUGUUGAAGAAUGCUCCUGUUGAUAAUAAAUUUGAAAUUGCUGCUGGUUAUUUCAAGCCGGAAAUUAGAGGUGAGAGGUUUAGUGAGUUUUUAACUACAUUGUUGUAUGAUGAGAUCUCCACUAUUGGUGAGCCAGUUGAUUUGUCAACAUUGAGGGAGUGA